Messenger RNA from Neltuma alba, 3887 nucleotides. Its product is annotated as protein QUIRKY. The record is from RefSeq and is a predicted model, not a curated record. The transcript has a single exon. The coding region runs from base 626 to 3754 and encodes 1042 amino acids. Lineage: Eukaryota; Viridiplantae; Streptophyta; Magnoliopsida; Fabales; Fabaceae.
UCGGUGACAAAUCUCAGUACGUCGGUGACACAAAAGCCUUCCCACCCCCAUUUCUCGCUCCCCCUGUUCUCAUGUGGGCCCUUUAAAUCAAGGGACGGCCAUAAAGCAAAGGCUACAUUUGACAAAGAAUCUUCUCUGCUAAGAAAAUCCAAUAACAAGUGAAAAGGAAAACUAUUAUCCUAACAAUUAAAGCCGAGCAGAGCAUGAAAAAGGAACAACAUACACAGCUGGAGAGACCCACAAAACUCAAAGGGUCUAAAGGUGCUUGAAGAAUAAGUUAUCAUCGUUUCACAUUUAUUUCUUAGUCCCUGUUUCUCUGGGUUUCCAUCUUUUUCCAACCAUAAGCGACUCACAUUCCACAACCUGUAAUAUAUAACUUUUAUGGCUAUAAAAAAACAUAUGAACAGAACAAAGUAUGAAUUAUUACUUGCCUCCUUUCCAACUUUUUCUGAAAUAAUAUAUAAGCAGCACUCAUGAUAUCCAUCCCCCCUUCUUUUUUUUUCUUCCUUCAUAACCAUACUCGGUUGGCUAGGCCAUGAGUUUUGAGCCCUGUAAGUCACACCUUUGCUUCCUGCAAAUUAAACUUGUGAGGGACAAUUACGAAGAACGAGACUAAACAGGUAUUAUGGGCACAGUUCGUAAACUAAUAGUAGAGGUUGUGGACGCUCGAGAUCUUCUCCCGAAAGAUGGGCGCGGCACUUCCAGUCCAUACGUGAUGGUGGACUUCUACGGCCAGCGGAAACGAAUCCCGACGGUGGCUCGUGACUUGAACCCCGCCUGGAAUGAAACGUUGUCGUUUAAUGUGGGUAAGCCUUCUGAUAUUCUCGGUGACAUGCUUGAACUCGAUGUUCUCCAUGACAAGAAUUACGGUCCCACCCGACGCAACAAUUUCCUGGGUCGAGUUCGGCUGAGCUCUUCUCAGUUUGUGCGUAAAGGCGAAGAAGCCCUGAUUUACUACAAGUUGGAAAAGAAAAGCUUUUUCACCUGGGUUCGAGGUGAAAUUGGGUUGAAAAUCUAUUACGCGGACGAGGAAAUUCCACAGCCUUCUCAGCCGCCACCGCCGGCACCAACAGAAACACCGCCAGAGGAAGCAAAGUCCGAGAAAGCACCAGCACAAGAGGAAGCGAAGCCCGAUGCAACAGCAGCCCCAGAGGAAGCGGAGGCAAAGCCACCAUCUGAAGCAGCAGCAGCGGAGCCAGAUAAAGUCGAACAGUCUGAGGCGGCGGCUGCUCCACCUACGGAACCACCACCGGAAAGCGACAAGACCAGUGAAGAGCCAGCACCUGCUGAAGCUCCCACACCUGAAACUGAAAAUGCAGCUCCUGAUGCAGAAAAACCAGUUGUGCCUGAGCAGCCGCAACCGCCGACAGUAGAAGACGCCGAUCAGGUGAAAGCUUCACCACUGGAAACAUCUAGAACAAUGCCUGAAAUAAGGUUCAGUGGGCUCAACGUUCCACAAGGACCACAACCAAUUCGAAGGGCAGCAUCCGCAGCGAGCUUCACGUCCGACGUGUCGGACACCAUGUCCAUGGAGCGAUGCUCGUUUGAUCUAGUUGAGAAGAUGCACUACCUCUUCGUUCGGGUCGUGAAAGCACGAUACCUGCCCCCUAACUGUCAUCCCUUCGUGAAAAUUGCAGUUUCCGGUCAUCAAGUCACAUCCAAGCCCGCGCGUAAGACCACCUUAUUCGAAUGGGACCAAACGUUUGCUUUCGGCCGCGACUCCCCCGAAUCUGCUUCCCUCCUUGAAGUCUCCGUGUGGGACCCGCCUUUUUCAGCUCCCGCCACAUCAGACGAGGACUCUGGCUGUUUUCUGGGCGGGCUUUGCUUUGACGUGUCGGAGAUCCCACUCAGGGACCCGCCAGACAGCCCCUUGGCCCCACAGUGGUACCGAUUGGAAGGUGGCGGGGCCCGCUACGGGGACCUUAUGCUUGCCACGUGGGUCGGCACGCAAGCUGACGAGUCAUUCCCUGACGCGUGGAAAACGGACACGGCUGGGAGUGUUCAUUCUCGCGCCAAGAUCUACCAAUCCCCGAAGCUGUGGUACCUGAGAGCCACGGUGCUUGAAGCUCAGGACAUUCUGCCGUUGACGGUGAUGAAAGAGGCAUCCUUCCAGGUUAGAGCUCAACUCGGAUUUCAAGUGCUCAAGUCAAAAGUCUCCGUUAGUCGUAACGGCAUUGCUUCGUGGGACGACGAUUUAAUCUUCGUCGCAGCGGAGCCUUGGAGUGACCAGCUUAUUUUCACUCUUGAAAAUCGGCAACCUAAAGGAUCGAUCACAAUGGGUGUAGUGAGAAUACCUCUGACUAACAUUGAGAGAAGGGUAGAUGACCGUAACGUAGCAUCCCGUUGGGUCCCUUUUGAGGAUGUCAACAACGACAAGAGAGUUUACAAGGGCAGGAUCCACCUGCGCUUGUGCUUCGAUGGGGGGUAUCACGUGAUGGAUGAGUCUGCUCACGUGUGCAGCGAUUUCCGUCCCACGGCAAGGCAACUUUGGAAGCCGCCGGUUGGCACAGUUGAACUAGGAAUCAUCAGAUGCAGGAACCUCGUACCCAUGAAAACUGUAAACGGCAAAAGCUCCACGGAUGCGUAUUGUGUAGCCAAAUACGGCAACAAAUGGGUACGUACUCGAACCGUAUCCGAUAGCUUGGAUCCCAAGUGGAAUGAGCAAUACACGUGGAAGGUGUUUGAUCCCUGUACGGUUUUGACCAUUGGAAUCUUUGAUAGCUUCGGAGUACACGGAGUAGAUUGUGAGGAAGAAGCCGCAAGACCCGAUUUUCGCAUCGGCAAGGUACGAGUCCGCAUAUCCACGUUGCAAACGGGUCGAGUGUACCGAAACACAUACCCGUUACUUGUUUUGACCAGCGCAGGGACGAAGAAGAUGGGUGAAAUUGAGAUUGCCAUCCGAUUCAUUCGAACCAGUCAAAGGUUGGAUUUCCUUCAAGUGUACUCACAGCCAAUGCUGCCGUUGAUGCACCACAUCAGACCCUUAGGAUUGGCGCAGCAAGAAAUGUUGAGAAACACGGCGGUAAAGAUCGUGGCGGGACACCUGUCGAGAUCAGAGCCACCGUUGAGAAGAGAGGUAGUGCUUUACAUGCUAGAUGCAGACUCUCACAACUUCAGCAUGCGGAAGGUACGUGCUAAUUGGUACAGAAUCAUCAACGUGGUCGCGGGGUUCAUCGACAUCCUACGGUGGAUAGAAGAUACACGUGGGUGGAAGAAUCCAACGGCCACCAUCCUCGUGCAUGCAUUGCUGGUGAUGCUGGUGUGGUUUCCUGAUUUGAUAAUUCCGACGCUGGCAUUUUACAUAUUCGUGAUCGGAGCGUGGAACUACAGGUUCCGGUCAAGGGAUCCACUUCCGCACUUCGAUCAGAAAAUAUCACUGGCGGAGGUCGUGGAUCGGGAGGAGCUGGAUGAGGAAUUCGAUACGGUGCCGAGCAGCAGGUCGGGAGAUAUGAUACGGGUGAGGUACGAUAAGUUGAGGAUGCUGGGGACACGCGUGCAGACCGUACUGGGCGAUAUAGCGGCGCAGGGGGAGAGAGUGCAGGCGUUGGUGACGUGGCGAGAUCCACGUGGGACUGGCAUAUUUGUAGGGAUGUGUUUGGUUGUGGCGUUAAUGCUGUACCUGGUGCCGCCCAAAAUGGUGGCGAUGGCUUUUGGGUUCUACUAUUUAAGGCAUCCCGUGUUCCGUGAUAGGACGCCUUCGCCUGCCCUUAACUUCUUCAGAAGGCUUCCUUCAUUGUCAGAUCGAAUCAUGUGAUACAUUAGCGGAAUGUACGACUCUGAGUUGCUUUCUUUCUUCUUGUUUAAUGAAGCAAAGUGAACUAUAGAUGAGUUAUAUAUGUUCAUUGCUCUGUUACGCUGGCGUAUUAAUAAACAUCUCUCUUCAAUAA